AUAAGAGGGAGUGUGCUUUAAAAGCAGCUGCAGUGUGGGAGUGACACACUCCUCACUCCUUACUGAAGGGUCCAACUCCCACCCUCGCAGCCACCAUGACCUUCAACGGCACCUGGAAAGUUGAUCGCAGUGAAAACUACGAUGCCUUCAUGUCAAAAAUGGGAGUGAACGUGGUGAAGAGGAAACUGGCAGCCCACGACAACCUGAAGAUCACACUUCAACAGACCGGAGACAAGUUCCACGUCAAGGAAAGCAGCGCCUUCCGCACCCUGGAGCUCGACUUCACCCUGGGGGUGACGUUCGACUACAGCCUGGCCGAUGGAACUGAAGUAUCGGGCUCGUGGAAAAUGGAGGGAGACACGUUGACGGGUGUUUUCACCAGAAAGGACAACGGGAAGGAGCUGACAACCAUCAGAACCGUUCAGGGAGACGAGAUGGUGCAGAGCUACAGCUACGAAGGUGUGGAGGCCAAGAGGAUAUUCAAGAAGGAGUGAACACGGCCACAACGCAGUAUUGUGUUGAGGCCAUCGAUCAGUUCAGUUUCAUCAACAACAGUCUUUCAAAGCAACAAUACUUGAAUCGCCUGCACAGUAUAUGCACAAAGUUUUGAUACUUACAGUAAUAAAAGUCACAGUGAACCUGC
Messenger RNA from Cynoglossus semilaevis (tongue sole), 643 nucleotides. RefSeq names its product fatty acid binding protein 2, intestinal (gene fabp2). The record is from RefSeq and is a predicted model, not a curated record. The coding region runs from base 96 to 494 and encodes 132 amino acids. Gene Ontology annotation, molecular function: lipid binding. The transcript has 4 exons. Lineage: Eukaryota; Metazoa; Chordata; Actinopteri; Pleuronectiformes; Cynoglossidae.